AUGUUUGUUCAUGAGAGCAUACAAGCCUGGGCGGACAGGUGGGCUAUUCUAGACGGUUUGGAGAAAGCUGUGUCUACGGGAUUUUUCAUGGUCGUCAUUGGCGUAUUCGUGCUCAUGUUGAGGUUCCGGGGGAACACCCUUAAACGUGCAGAAGAGUUCUUUGUUGUCGUUGAAGAUGGAGAAGGCUCAGAAUGCAGCACGUAUGUCGAUUCUACAGCUGAGUCGGUUAGUGAUAUUGACUUUUAA
Molecule: messenger RNA, 246 nt
Organism: Perkinsus marinus ATCC 50983
Lineage: Eukaryota; Perkinsozoa; Perkinsida; Perkinsidae
Exons: 2
Coding region: 1-246 (81 amino acids)
Source: RefSeq, a predicted model, not a curated record